CACUUUUGGCGGUAAUUCGACUCAACUUUUCCCAACUGGAGAUGGAAGUCCAAAGGAGGGGUCUGCGUUUGUUAAACACAUAUGAGCCAGUGGAAUUAAAAAAGACGGUUACCAAGCCAGGUGUUAGCACUCAUUCCAAACCAUCUCCAGUUGCAACUGUUCGAAAGCCUGUGAAAACUGCUAACCAGCCAAAGAUCCUGAAAUUUCCUGUUUACGUGGACCCUGUUGAGGACAAAUGUCAACACUGCGGCAGUCUCCGACUGAAAGUGCCUGGAGAACAGGUGAAGGAAACGAAAGAGAUGUCUGUGCAGGUGAAUCGGACAGAUCUGAAUGAAUUGUUGUGUUCAGGUUUGUUUCUUGCCGUAUCACUAGCAAAAUCUAGUUAAUCCACCUUCAGAUUACUGGGAGUGUCUUGCUGAGGAACGACGAGUAGCGCUGAAAGAGGCUUUGGAUGAGAACAAACAGUUAUGUGAAUUGGUUGAGAAGAUGAAUCUGGAGAUCGACAGACUAAAUUCUAUGAUUUCUCAAAAAGAGUCUACUGAAAAAGCUGAAGGAGAUUCAUCAUGAUCACAUGACAGUUUCGAUAUGGAUAUCAAGAUAGUGAAGUAAUGUAUGACUUAUAAAUACUUGCAACUUUGUAUUUGUGAUGUUUUGUAAUAUUUGUUGUACAUAGA
Messenger RNA from Trichobilharzia szidati, 674 nucleotides. Lineage: Eukaryota; Metazoa; Platyhelminthes; Trematoda; Strigeidida; Schistosomatidae. The record is from the annotation of a GenBank genome assembly.